GCAAUGCAUUAACUUAGGAAACGUAGUCCAUUGUGUCUUAGUACGUGGCCAUCUCUCCAAAAAUCUUGCAUAGCCUUCUCUUUCUCUGUUUUAUACUAUCAUCUUUAUUAUCCAAUCAUUUUUAAAAACUAGACUAGAGUUAUUGUACUAAGUAUUAAAGAUAACAUAUAAAGUACUAAUAAUCAUGUGCGGGAUCUUGGCUGUUUUGGGUUGUUCUGAUGAUUCUCAGGCCAAAAGGGUUCGUGUUCUCGAGCUCUCUCGCAGGUUGAAGCAUCGUGGACCAGAUUGGAGUGGGCUGUAUCAACAUGGGGACUGUUACUUGGCACAUCAGCGUCUAGCUAUUGUUGAUCCUGCUUCCGGUGAUCAACCUCUGUUUAACGAAGAUAAGACGAUUGUUGUUACGGUAAAUGGAGAGAUCUACAAUCACGAGCAACUUCGCAAGCAAAUGCCUGAUCAUAAGUUCCGGACUGGAAGUGACUGUGAUGUCAUUGCACACCUAUAUGAAGAACAUGGAGAAGAUUUUGUGGACAUGCUGGAUGGGAUCUUCGCUUUUGUGUUACUGGAUACUCGAGAUAACAGCUUUCUUGUUGCUCGUGAUGCCAUUGGAAUUACUUCCCUUUAUAUUGGUUGGGGACUUGAUGGGUCUGUAUGGAUAUCAUCUGAGCUUAAGGGCUUGAAUGAUGACUGCGAACAUUUUGAAGUUUUCCCACCAGGACACUUGUACUCUAGCAAGAAUGGCGGCUUUAGGAGGUGGUACAAUCCUCUUUGGUUCUCUGAGGCUAUUCCUUCCACUCCUUAUGAUCCCUUAGUUCUCAGGCGCGCCUUUGAAAAUGCUGUUAUCAAAAGGUUGAUGACUGAUGUCCCCUUUGGUGUUCUGCUCUCCGGGGGACUCGAUUCAUCCUUGGUUGCUUCGAUUACUGCCCGCUACUUGGCUGGCACAAAGGCUGCCAAGCAGUGGGGAGCACAGCUUCAUUCCUUCUGUGUUGGCCUUGAGGGAUCACCGGAUCUCAAGGCUGCAAGAGAAGUUGCUGACUACUUGGGAACCGUUCACCACGAGUUUCACUUCACCGUUCAGGAUGGAAUUGAUGCAAUUGAAGAUGUUAUUUACCAUAUUGAGACAUACGAUGUAACGACAAUCAGAGCAAGCACUCCUAUGUUCCUUAUGUCGCGUAAGAUUAAGUCACUAGGAGUGAAGAUGGUUAUAUCUGGGGAAGGCUCUGAUGAAGUGUUUGGUGGCUACUUGUACUUUCACAAGGCUCCCAACAAAGAAGAGUUCCACAAGGAAACAUGUCGCAAGAUUAAAGCACUUCACCAAUAUGACUGUUUAAGAGCAAAUAAGUCAACAUCUGCAUGGGGCUUAGAAGCUAGAGUGCCUUUCCUAGAUAAGGAGUUCAUCAAUGUUGCCAUGAGUAUUGAUCCAGAGUGGAAGUUGAUUAAACCAGAGCAAAGGAGGAUUGAGAAGUGGGCUCUAAGGAGGGCCUUUGAUGAUGAGGAGCAUCCCUAUCUCCCAAAGCACAUCCUAUACAGGCAGAAAGAACAAUUCAGUGAUGGCGUAGGCUAUAGUUGGAUAGAUGGACUCAAAGCACAUGCUGAACAACAUGUGACCAAUAGGAUGAUGCUUAAUGCUUCACAUAUAUUCCCUCAUAACACACCGAUUACAAAGGAAGCAUACUAUUAUAGGAUGAUUUUCGAGCGCUUUUUCCCACAGAAUUCAGCUGGGCUAACCGUUCCUGGAGGAGCGAGUGUGGCGUGUAGCACAGCUAAAGCUGUAGAGUGGGAUGCUUCUUGGUCAAAGAACCUUGAUCCUUCAGGAAGGGCUGCUAUUGGUGUACAUAACUCAGCUUAUGAGAAUCAUGAACCUGCUAUGGCUAAUGGGAAUUUGGCCACAAAAAUCAUUGGCCGUGCGCCGUCUAUGGUAGAAGUUGGUGCUGCUCAUGAGCUCACAAUAAGGAGUUAGCAGCAGUCUGUUAUCCAUGACUUCUUGCUCAUAUUUAAUAUUAUUAUUAUUAUUACAAUUAUUAUAAGUUUUAGUCUAUUGUCAUUGUUAAGGGAAGAGGCAGCAUGUCUUUUAGCUGUUCUGCUGCAUUAAAAAGCAUCAGGUCAUGUUUGUUUAUAUAUAGAAUAAAGACCAGAUUGGGGUGGUUUUAAGCUGAGCAGUAUUAAUACUAUUGUUCUAUUAGCAGGUCUUAGGAGUUUUUCAGUUGCCCCCGUUAUUGUAAUUUUAGUCAUUUCCAUUUCUCUAGGCCUUUUUCUCCCUCUGCCCCGUUACAUAAGGUGCAGUAGAAAAUCAGAAAAUCAACCUGGACUAUGUACCUAGCUGAUCGCCAUUUUCAAUUUGGUUCA
Nicotiana tabacum (common tobacco) is the source of this 2343-nucleotide messenger RNA. Its product is annotated as asparagine synthetase [glutamine-hydrolyzing]. Gene Ontology annotation, cellular component: cytosol. Lineage: Eukaryota; Viridiplantae; Streptophyta; Magnoliopsida; Solanales; Solanaceae. The record is from RefSeq and is a predicted model, not a curated record. Gene Ontology annotation, molecular function: asparagine synthase (glutamine-hydrolyzing) activity.